Molecule: messenger RNA, 2419 nt
Organism: Phyllostomus hastatus (greater spear-nosed bat)
Lineage: Eukaryota; Metazoa; Chordata; Mammalia; Chiroptera; Phyllostomidae
Product: KIAA1191 ortholog
Exons: 9
Coding region: 451-1308 (285 amino acids)
Cellular component (GO): cytoplasm
Source: RefSeq, a predicted model, not a curated record
GCUUUAUCUCGGAGGCUGCUGGUCAGCCUCGCAACUUAGGCUCUGGUCCCUGCCGGAACCUCUUAGGGAUAGCUGUAGACACAGCGCCGUUCACACCAUGAGUUGGGUCUCCACUGCGACACAACCUCUAGAGACACGUGGGUCCUCGGCGCCUCUUUAGGGCCGGGACUCGGGCUGCAGGCAGCUCCGCGGCGGCGAAACCAAACGUCCGGAACGGAUGGCCUCCUCCCAAGCAGCCUAGCUAAUGGGCGGCAGCUGAACAAUGUUCCUCGUUAAUACCUGCCUGUGAGCUUAAUCAUCACAGCCGUUCUCUCCGGUGGCAGGGACUCAGCCCUGAAAUCUGUAUAGGAAAAGCACCGGAUCCCAGUCUCUCAAUGGCUUCGAGACAAUCAGAAGUGCCCGGUAAACUGAAUUCCUUUCGCCCUCGAGCCCAGCGGGCCUCUAGGCAAGAUGUCCCUGCCCAUCGGGAUGCACCGCCGGGCAUUCAGCUACGAUGAUGCCCUGGAGGACCCCGCGCCCAUGACUCCUCCCCCGGCGGACAUGGGCAGCAUCCCCUGGAAGCCCGUGAUUCCAGAGCGCAAGUAUCAGCACCUGGCCAAGGUGGAGGAAGGAGAGGCCGGUGUCCCCUCCCCUGCCAUGACCCUGUCAUCGGCCAUUGACAGUACGGACAAGGUCCCCGUGGUGAAGGCUAAAGCCACCCAUGUCAUCAUGAACUCUCUGAUCACAAAACAGACCCAGGAGAGCAUUCAACGCUUCGAGCAGCAGGCGGGGCUGAGGGACGCCGGCUACACGCCCCACAAGGGCCUCACCGCCGAGGAGACCAAGUACCUGCGCGGGGCAGAGGCGCUCCACAAACUAAAGCUGCAGAGCGGGGAGGCAGCGCGAGGAGAGAAGCCGGUGUCGGCCCGGUCCACCCCCAGCAGCACGCCCCACUCGUCCCCUAAGCAGACGCCUAGGGGCUGGUUCUCUUCCGGCUCUUCCACAGCCCUGCCCGGCCCGCACCUCAGCGCCAUGGACCCUGGGGGCAGGGAUAAAGACAGAGCCUCGGCCGACAAGUGGAGCCUCUUUGGACCGAGACCCCCCCAGAAGUCUGACGCAGCGGGCCUGGCCGUGCAGCCCUACCGAGGAGCCCAGAAACCUUCCCCGAUGGAGCUGAUGCGUGCGCAGGCCACCCGGCUGGCUGAGGACCCGGUGGCCUGCAAGCCGCCCAAGAUGGACGUCCCGGCGGUCGAAGGGAAGAAGCCGCCGCCCCGCACCCACAAUCUCAAACCCCGGGACCUGAACGUGCUCACACCCACCGGCUUCUAGAGCUUUCGCUUCCAGCGACUCCGGACAGAGGGUGUCUCGCGCCCACUCCACUGUUACUCUGGCCCCGACAUAGGAAGCAUUUGGGUUUCUAGUUUUCUUCUUUUAAACCCCUGUACCUGAGGCUAGAACUAGAGGCACAACUGGUUUUUGGGAAACAGUAGUGUAAGGUCUGUCCUUGUGUGGAGAAAGCCAUCGUGUUGCUUUAGCGUCAAGUUAGACUAGGUAAUAAUCCCAGCAGCGGCGUGGGGGCCCCGCCGCCUGUGUCGGCGCCAUCUGGCCUGGACAAGGACCCGCCGGCGCGGCCCGGGCAGAUGGCGUUUGUGCUGCUCCGUCGCCACGGGCAGCUCAUGCACGGCCGGGCCCUGGCGGAGAGGCCCCGCCCCCUGGACGGCUGGUGCGGGUGCCCCCGCUCUGUCCGCGCAGGGACCCGGGGUCUGUCUGAGGUCGGGGCCCGGAGAAGGUCUGGGCUUGGCAGGGCCCCUCCUGCCUGGGGACGGCAGCCGUUGCGCUCAGCCAGCUCCUGCCGGUGGGGCCCCCGGGUCCGUUGCGCUGGGCGGUGCGUCUCCUUCGUGGCACUUCCGAGUGAGAUCAAGUCAGCUCCAGUCUGGUGGAAGAUGUUCUGUAAGGAGCAAACUCGGCCUCCCGUUUUGGUAGAAAUGGCUGUUCAGCUUUUUCCAGAGGGAAGGUGGUGGUGACUGUACAUCGAUUACAGCCUGGACACUCACGUGGAAUGAGUAUCAGCGGGGCCUGCGGCGGCUGCCGCCGCCAAGCGGCUUCCAGUGGAAGGAUGAAACACUUUCUGUAUUCGAUCAUUCCCCCCAAAGGAGCCCACACCUGUGCAAACGGCGGGCUUCCCGAGGAAAGGAGCUGGGGGCAGGGGGGCACCCACGCAUUUCCCUGCACUGAGCACCUGCUCGGUCGUUGUCCUGAGCACCUGGUCUCCAGCCCCUGCUGCCCCGGCGUCGGAGGGAGCGGGCUGCAUGGCCAGCUGCGCUGACCUUUCCAGAGAGAGGCCCCGGAGUCUCAGAUGACGAGAACAAUUAAUUUAUUUGUGUUCUGUUACACUCAGAUCUCUUGUUUCGACAAUAAAAAUCUGUACUGCUUUCUCAAA